AUGGUGCUUGAUCAAUCCACCGCGUCCUACUCCACUUGGAAGCGGUACUUCUCCUUCGUGUUCCGUGAGUACCUGCUCCACGGCCAUGUCGAUGGCACUGUGGACUCGAGCCUCAUGAUUCACGACGAGGAGUGGAUGAUCCUUGAUGCCAGCAUCAUCCGCUGGUUCUACCUCACCAUCUCCAACGACCUCUUCCACACGGUGGUGGAUGAUGACGUUGAUGCCUACGCCGUCUGGACCAAGCUCAAUGACCUCUUCACCGACAACAAACUGCAACGCAAGGUCCUCCUCCACGGCGAAUUUUAUGGGUGUCAGCAGCUUGACUCAUCCAUCGACGAUUUUUGCAUGCGCCUCAAAAAGCAUGCCGAUGAGAUCCGCGAUCUCGCCGAGACGGUUGGCGACGAGCUCCUCAUCAGCACCCUCACCGCCGGCCUCAACGAGGCCUUUGAGAACGCCGCCUCCAACCUCACCCUCGUUCCGGAGCCUACCUUUGCCAAGGUGGUGGCGUACCUCAAGCUGGAGGAGCGACGGAUGAAGAUGGCUUGGACUCGAGCGACCCACACCACUCUCGUCGCCGGCACCCGUGGGGGCUCGCCGCCGCCACCGCGUCCCGUGCCGGCUCUCCCGCCCGUGCCGGCCUUCCCGCAGGCCCCGGCUCCCCCCUUCCCGCCACCCCCGUGGGCUGCUAGUGGGGGCCACCGCAGGGGCCGCAAGCAGCAGCAGGGCGCCGACUCUCAGGGAGGAGCGGCCCGCCCCCAGCAGCAGCAGUACCAGCCAGCCCCGUGGUAUGCUGGCCAGAACCCUUGGACUCGCGCUAUGCAUGCCUACUCCAUGCCGGUUUCCCGUGCCCCUGCCCCAGGUAUCCUCGGCACGCGGCCUCCGUCCCAUCAGGCGUUCUAUGCCGCGCUGCAGCCCUAUGCGGCGCCCUAUGGGCCCCUCUCCUACGGCCAGCCGCCGCUGCCAGGUGGGCUGCCACUGAUGCCCCCGACGGCCCCGCCCGAGCAACCCGCGCUCCCACCGGCGCCGUGGGACCCGGCUCUCUUGGCGGCCCUGCACUCCGCUCCCUCACCGUCCACCUACACCGGCGGCGGCGACUGGUAUAUGGACACUGGAGCUACCGCGCAUAUGGUCGCUCAUCCCGGAUGCUCGUACCCGGAUGGUACUCCACCGAUGUGA
Aegilops tauschii subsp. strangulata is the source of this 1176-nucleotide messenger RNA. The record is from RefSeq and is a predicted model, not a curated record. NCBI's taxonomy places the organism in Eukaryota, Viridiplantae, Streptophyta, Magnoliopsida, Poales, Poaceae.